GGCGCGCAUGCGCAGCGCGGCGGCCGGGGCGGGAUGGCGCCGCCGGGGCUGCGCUCCGCCGACACCCGCGAGCUCUCCGAGGUGGUCUUCAACAACCGCAGCCCGCGCUCCGUGCUCCCCAUCUGGGUGGAUUUCGAGGGCCGGCCGCGCUACUACCCGGUCCUGCAGCCGCGCACCGGGCGGGUCAUGCACAGCUACCGCGGUCACCUCUGGCUGUUCCGGGACGCGGGGACGAACGACGGCCUCCUCGUCAACCAGCAGGAGCUGUUCGUGGCGGCUCCCGAAGUCAGCAAAGCAGACAUCACCCUGCCAGUGUUCACCCUGAAAGAGAGAUGUCUCCAGGUGGUGCGCAGUCUGGUCAAACCGAUGGACUACAGGAAACUGGACAUUGUUCGAUCGUUGUAUGAAGAGCUGGAAGAUCAUCCUGAUAUUAGGAAGGAUCUUCAGCGGCUUUCUCUGGAGAGAAGCGAAACGUUGAGGAAUGGAAUUCUGGAAUAACACAGUUACUCACUCCAGACUCUUUAAAUAGCAAACCACUGAGCUUAAGCAGGGAUAGUCACCAUGAAACAUGCCGAGAACUAAUGUCUGUGUUUUACGUUCUGAAACAUAAACUGAGUUAAAUUGUGGAAAACUUGCUGUGAUGGUAAGUCGGAUCCAAAAGGCUGAACGGCGUGUAGAAGCACGCCAGGUUCCUGAUGGCUCCGUUCUGUUCUUCGUUACCCGUAUUGCAAACCGAUGACUCCCGAGGCCUCGUGCAGGUGACGCUCAGAGAAGUGGUGUCUGUACUAUCUCAGAACACUGCAUAGGGACAUAAGAUCAGGUCAUCUCUUUGGAGAAUAUGUAUACAGAUCAAUUUUCUUUGUAUUAGAAAGUAAAUUACACCAAGGAUUAAUUUAAUCCAGACUCUAAUGAUUAUAAGUGGCAGACCAACACCAGUUUUUCUUUAAUGAUUUGUUUUUGAUGGAAUUUCACCCCCUCAUGUUUAGCCUAGCCUUGCCUGUGACUCAGAAAGUGUGUGGGGUGUUUGUGUAUGCGAGGGUUUCCAUCACCACCUGCUGAGGACCUGACCUGAGACAUUAUGUUCGUGGAAAGAUGAGGUGUAAAUGCUUGGGGUUUUUUCUGCCUCCUGCCUUUGCAUUUAUAAACCUAUGUCAUAUCAACUGUGAGCUGACACUUUUUUACACAGAUCAAUGCCCUGAACGCCUUUUUUGUCCAUGAUUGGAUUCUUGCCUACUUUAUCUCAAGGUGAUCCAACCAGGAUCCUAGUUUUGGGGCACCUUCCUUCCUCCUCCGCAGGUGCUUGCCCAGCUGCCAGUGCAGGCGCAUCAGGCAGCGUUCCCAGCGGGUAGGUGCUCCGAGUCCUACCUUUCCCCAUCGCAAUGCAGUUCAGGUCGUAGUGGGAGGCCUUGUCAGGGAGCGUGGACCACUCGAGCUGCUCGUGUCUCCUAAGGAACAGGCAGCAGACUGUAUCAGCUCCUACGGGCCUAUUGCUCGGUCCGGCUCACAGGCAGACCCAUGCUUUAUUACAGGAUAGAAAAGCAGAGGAAACGUUUCUUUACCUAUAUUCUGUUCCCCCCAUGCCUCAAUUAGAAUGUGUAUUUGCGUGAAUGUACACACGUAAUUCAAGGCAGCAUAGUUUUUAGCAGGUACAUGAAUUGUCCACCAAGUAACAGAUGUUGCUGUUCAAUGUUAGAAGCGGAUUGAUGGGAGAUUAUAGCAGGUUAUUUCUGUGAUUUCUGUGGCAUACAUUUCUUUCCAGCUUUACAUUCUAAGAAACAUAGCUCUGAAACUGAGAAUAUCAACGCAUUCUGUAAGUAUGAAAUGUCUCCCCUUUUGUAGACUUGUUUUUCUUACAUAUUUGAAGUGUAUUAAUUGUUCUUUGUCGUAAAAAUGUAAAUCCACGCUAACUUUUUUUACUCUGCUUCUGUCAAAUGACUUCACCGUGCUUGUGACUGUAUGCUUGUAUUGCUGCACUACUCCUGCAGGUCACUCUGGUCGAUCAGUAGCAGAUACUUUUGGAUUGAGUUUACGGGCUGUUCAGCAUCCUGCCGCUGCAGGACUGCGCCGUGGCCAACACCGAGCUGCUGUCACAACUUCAGGCAGUGUCUGUGCGUGAACAUAGCUACAUGACAAUUUCUGCUUUUACCGCCCUUUGCAGAUCUUUUUCAGAGACAAGUGGGCCAGUGCGGGCCUGGGGAGCAGACAUCAGCGAGCCACCCCGCUCCUGGGGAUCCCUUCAGUCGGAGGGUGCCGCGCGGUGCUCUGCAGGUAGGGUCCUGCAGGGACCCGAGGGGAGUUUCUCUCCUGAUGCCCUUGCGAUGCUGUGCGUUGCCAUUAACGUGGCAGUGCUGCCAGCCAGCUGCAGAAAACUGGCCUGCUUGACUCUGGAGUUUUAAUGUAGUAGGUAUUAGGUUUAAUAGAUCUGUACAUCACACACAUUCUGAAUUUCCAAUUUAUAUGGGAUCUGGGAUCUCUUGUGGUGCUUAUUAGAGUAAUUUAAAUUUA
Tyto alba (common barn owl) is the source of this 2505-nucleotide messenger RNA. RefSeq names its product von Hippel-Lindau tumor suppressor (gene VHL). The transcript has 3 exons. The record is from RefSeq and is a predicted model, not a curated record. The coding region runs from base 34 to 498 and encodes 154 amino acids. NCBI's taxonomy places the organism in Eukaryota, Metazoa, Chordata, Aves, Strigiformes, Tytonidae.